UUUUAUUGUGACGCAAUGAAUCCAUUACUUAAAUGUACCUUGCAGUUUACAAAGAUUUGAGGUUUGAGAUGGUUUGUAGCCACUGCUUAAUGCCAAUGAUCACAUCCAGUUCUAUUGCCCUGCCUGGGGGCACCGCUGAUGCUUUCCUUUCUGGUAGGCUGCUCGGUCUCUUCCUGGGGUAACGACAAAGGCGGGGCUUGCACGGCCACGCCUCCGAGAGGCGUGGCCGGUUAGAGGCGGUCGGGCGGAAGCUGGAGGCGGGAGUAGCGCGCGCUUCUGUGUUCCGAGGCGGUGGUAAGGUUCUGUGCUGCUGCUCGGCUUCACGCUUCAGCCGGUCCCGUUGCUGUGCGGCUCGCGUCCAGGCCCUGCCAGCGGUCUGCGCCCGCGGCGCUGGUCCCCGAUGGCCCUGUGCAACGGUGAUUCCAAGCCGGAGAAUGCUGGAGGAGACCUUAAGGAUGGUUGUCAUCACUACGAAGGAGCUGUUGUCAUUCUGGAUGCUGGGGCUCAAUAUGGGAAAGUCAUUGACCGAAGAGUGCGGGAACUCUUUGUGCAGUCUGAAAUCUUCCCCUUGGAAACACCAGCCUUUGCCAUAAGGGAACAAGGAUUUCGGGCUGUUAUCAUAUCUGGUGGACCUAAUUCUGUGUAUGCAGAGGAUGCUCCCUGGUUUGAUCCAGCAAUAUUUACCAUUGGCAAGCCUGUUCUAGGAAUUUGCUAUGGCAUGCAGAUGAUGAAUAAGGUUUUUGGAGGCACUGUGCAUAAAAAAAGUGUUAGAGAGGAUGGAGUUUUCAACAUUAGUAUGGAUAAUACGUGUUCAUUAUUCAGGGGCCUGCAGAAGGAAGAAAUUGUCUUACUUACACAUGGAGACAGUGUAGACAAAGUAGCUGAUGGAUUCAAGGUUGUAGCACGUUCUGGGAACAUUGUGGCAGGCAUAGCCAAUGAAUCUAAAAAGCUGUAUGGUGUACAGUUCCACCCUGAAGUUGGCCUUACAGAAAAUGGGAAAGUAAUACUGAAGAAUUUCCUAUAUGAUAUAGCUGGAUGCAGUGGGAACUUUACUGUGCAGAACCGAGAACUUGAAUGCAUUCGAGAGAUUAAAGAGAAAGUAGGAACAUCAAAAGUGUUGGUUUUACUCAGUGGUGGGGUAGAUUCAACAGUUUGUACAGCUUUGCUGAAUCGUGCUUUGAACCAAGAUCAAGUCAUUGCAGUACACAUUGAUAAUGGCUUUAUGAGAAAGCGAGAAAGCCAGUCUGUUGAAGAAGCCCUCAAAAAGCUUGGAAUUCAGGUCAAAGUGAUAAAUGCUGCUCAUUCCUUCUACAAUGGAACAACUACUCUACCAAUCUCAGAUGAAGACAGGACCCCACGGAAAAGAAUUAGCAAAACAUUAAAUAUGACAACAAGUCCGGAGGAGAAAAGAAAAAUUAUUGGUGAUACUUUUGUUAAGAUUGCCAAUGAAGUAAUUGGAGAAAUGAGUCUGAAGCCAGAGGAGGUUUUUCUUGCCCAAGGCACUUUACGACCUGAUCUAAUCGAAAGUGCGUCCCAUGUUGCAAGUGGCAAAGCUGAACUCAUCAAAACCCACCACAACGACACAGAACUUAUCAGGAAGUUAAGGGAGGAGGGAAAAGUAAUAGAACCUCUGAAAGAUUUUCAUAAAGAUGAAGUCAGGAUUUUAGGCAGAGAGCUUGACCUGCCAGAAGAAUUGGUUUCCAGGCAUCCUUUUCCAGGUCCUGGCCUGGCAAUCAGAGUAAUAUGUGCUGAGGAACCUUAUAUUUGUAAAGACUUUCCUGAAACCAACAAUAUUUUGAAAAUAGUAGCUGAUUUUUCUGCAAGUGUUAAGAAGCCUCAUACACUAUUACAAAGAGUCAAAGCCUGCACAACAGAAGAGGACCAGGAGAAGCUCAUGCAAAUUACAAGUCAGCAUUCAUUGAAUGCUUUCUUGCUGCCAAUUAAGACUGUAGGUGUACAGGGUGACUGUCGCUCUUACAGUUAUGUAUGUGGAAUCUCCAGUAAAGAUGAACCUGACUGGGAAUCUCUUAUUUUCCUUGCCAGACUUAUACCUCGAAUGUGUCAUAACAUUAACAGAGUUGUCUAUAUCUUUGGCCCACCAGUUAAAGAACCUCCUACAGAUGUUACUCCAACUUUUUUGACAACAGGAGUGCUCAGUACUUUACGCCAAGCUGAUUUUGAGGCCCAUAACAUUCUCAGGGAGUCUGGGUAUGCUGGGAAAAUCAGCCAGAUGCCAGUGAUUUUGACCCCAUUACAUUUCGAUCGAGAUCCACUUCAGAAGCAGCCUUCAUGCCAGAGGUCUGUGGUUAUUCGAACCUUUAUUACUAGUGACUUCAUGACUGGUAUACCUGCAACACCCGGCAAUGAGAUUCCCGUAGAGGUGGUGCUAAAGAUGGUCACUGAGAUAAAGAAGAUUCCUGGAAUUUCUAGAAUUAUGUAUGAUCUAACAUCAAAGCCCCCGGGAACUACAGAGUGGGAGUAAUAAAUGUGUUGUUGAAGAACUGUGUGCAAUUGAGGCUCAUUAGAAACCACGUGUUAAUGACUUGCAGUGCUGUGAACAAUGUUCCUGAAGCAGCUACUUCAUAUCCAAGUUCUCAUAGCAGCAAACCAUGGCUUAGUGUGGAGCCGAGGAUGAUUAAAAGGCAAGGAAUAGUUAGUGUGUCUAGGUAAAUAAUCAAGGCACCAUUAGCCAAAUGCAGACAGAUUGUUCUUGCUUUUGCCUCCCUUAUUCUUAUAUAUGGAUUCUUGAUAUCUGUAUAUGAUGAUGGAAGACUAGCUUCUGUCUGCUUGCUCAUGUCUAGGAACUGUUAGAAGCAGAACACCCUUCAGUUACCAGUAUGACUUACUGUGUGUGCCUUUUCGGGAAUCUGAAUUUUUUUUUAAUUUUUUAAUUUUUAUUUUUUUCUUAAAUGGGUGAAGAAAAGCUAUUCAUGCCAUAGAAAGGUAUAAGAGAGCUGUUUUGACUUUUUUUUGACAUGAUACAAGAAAAGUAAAAUAUAAGAUGCUUCAAAGAUGUAGCACACCAGGAAUUUAUUAUGGAAGGACUUAGAGUUUGAUGAUGUCACAGCCAUGGGUAAAAAGGAAUGACCAUGUUUCCUACAGAUGUCAUGCUUUUCGCUGUCAUCUUGUCAAUAUAAACAAGAGCGUUGUUCUCCCAGCCAUGUGUCACCAGUUUCUACAGCUGUGUAGAAAGAGUUAUUAAUCUCUCCCCAAGGCCGUCUCAGAUACUCUCUGCCAAUGAGGCUGUCUCAGAAAAGAUUAAAAGGUGAGAACUUGUUCCCUUUCUUUGGGAGAGAAAAUGUUUCUUUUACUUAGGAAAGAGCUGUAAAAGGACACCCUAACUCUGACCUGUAGACAGGUUUAUUACUCCUAGUUCAGCAGUCUUGACUGAUGUGGGGUGUUUGCCAAUAUCCUUUCUGCUACCUUCUGGAGAGGGUUCAAAACCAGUGCAGGCAGGACUUAAUGCCAUUGCCAGUAGUUCUCAAAGGUUCUUGAUGACAUUCACACAAGCCUGCGAAAGUAGACAGUACAAAGUGAAGUUCUAAGAAAUACUACCAUGUUUUUCUCACUUGCUUUUACCCCCAGUUGCAGUCUAAUGUCUCGUUUGGCUCUUUUCUAUUACUUGAGUACCAGUUUCUGUUUAAGAUUUAGUGUUAAAUGAAAACAAAAGGACACAUAGCAGAAGUCAUGGUUUUGGCUUGUCUAGAGGAUAGCCAGCAACUGCUGCUUAACCAAGAGGGAACGAUCUCUUACUGCAGACAUCCACGCCAGAAACAGUGUUUGUCUUCUACAAAAGGUCAAGUGUUUAUUGUCCCAGUGAGAAAGUUCUCCUGAUGGCUUUCUAAAAGGAAGAUGUGAUAGAUUUAGGCAGAUUGAGGGUUGUGUUAUUUCUGAGUGGGAACUGCCAAGUACAGAAUGUUUACCAAGGUAUCAAUGCAUUUGAUUACAUCAAAAACCUUGUUCUAGCAAAAGUAUCUGGUGUACAGAGCAAGAAUCAGGAAGAAUGUAAGAUGUUCUUACCCUGAAGUUUGUUUUGUGGCAUACUGGUCACUGCCAUGGUCUGUGUACAGCUGGUCAGGUGAUCGUGUACUCUGGGAAGAGCUGCUCAUUUGUGACUUUUGCAUUCUAGACAUUGAUGAUAUAUAUAUACUACUCAAAAAGAUUAGAGUUAAAAUGUACUUAGUGUUUUUCUAAUAUGUUCUCUUAGAUGCCUUUAUGUAUGUAAUCCUUAAUGCUGAAAAGAAAACUUCUCCAGAACACCUCUGCAGAGGAUAUAGAAACUUUGUGAGACUGAACUAGUUUUCAUGUUUACUAUGUAUUUUCCUGUGUGGUCAUUUUGCCUGGUACUGUAUAGCUUACUUGAUGUCACAGUAGUUCAUGUGGUCCAUUGAAAAUAGUCCAGUCAAGGAGACAAACGAGCUUAACUUGGGAAUGGUUACCAAGUGACUUUAAGAACCAACUGCCAGGUUUUCUUGGAGGAAGCCAUCCUUCCAUUAAGGAUAUCCUUAUAGGCUAUUUACUUUUUGCUUGGACUUCAUGCAUAGUAACAUUUAUCACUUGAUGACCUAGGCAGUUUUGGCGUACACUAUUAGUUAUUUGGGUUUGAGACACUUGUCUACAUAAUUGUGUUGUAUUAUUUCUUUGUAACUAUUAGAAUAAGUGAAAUCUGAAAAUGUGAUUUAUUCCAAAAUUGGCAGACCAGAAAAAAUUUAAAGCCAAAUAAAUAAAUCCUAGCUUUAUUUUAGUGGACGUAGUGAUGGUCCAUCUGUGGGAUAUAACAACCUAACAUAUUUUUUUUACUUUUUUUUUUUGUUUGUUUGUUUUAAGAGUAGUUUAUUUUAUGUAUAUGAGUACACUAUAGCUGUCUUCAGACACAUAGAAGAGGACAUCAGAUCCCAUUACAGAUGGUUGUGAGCCACCAUGUGGUUGCUGGGAAUUGAACUCAGGACCUCUGGAAGAGCAGUCUCUUAACUGCUAAGCCAUCUCUCCAGCCCUUGAUAGAAGUUUUGAGGACAAGUUUUUAGAUAUAUCUCAGUGAUGGGAUUAUACCAAUUCUUCUCCCCUCCCCCCCUUAUCUUGUAGCAUGUAACCAAAUAUCAUAGAAUUGAUUUCCUUGCUGUGUUGUGACUUAGCUUCUGAUGGACAAUUUUAGAGAAUAACUGAAUUCUAUUCUGUAUAGAGAAUGAAGGUAUUCAGGUAAAACAGACAAAACUGUCUGUCUUACUGAUUUGCCUUGCUAUUAAGGAUAUGUGGUUCUAGAAAGGUCAGUUUAAUCUCAUUGCCUCAUCGAUGAAGUUACAACAUCAACCCAACCCUGAAUGGGUACUCUGUGUUCUUGAAACAGUAUUUAUGUGGCUCAUUCUCAAGUUCAUCCUGUAUUUGAGGACAACCUUGAAUCUUCUCACCCUUGCCUGUCCCACCUCAGUCCUGUGCUCAGGUUAUAACUGAACCCAGAACUGUGUCUAUGCUUAGCAAACACUACCGAUUGAGCCACGUGCCUAGGUGCAUUCUUAGUUAUAAGCAAGAAAAAACAGAGCAGGAGACGGUGGAAAAGCUGGAUAGUGCUUUUCUUAAAACAACAA
This is a messenger RNA of Arvicanthis niloticus (Nile rat), 5582 nucleotides long. It is a transcript of the gene Gmps, whose product is annotated as guanine monophosphate synthase. NCBI's taxonomy places the organism in Eukaryota, Metazoa, Chordata, Mammalia, Rodentia, Muridae. Gene Ontology annotation, biological process: GMP biosynthetic process. The record is from RefSeq and is a predicted model, not a curated record. Gene Ontology annotation, molecular function: ATP binding; GMP synthase activity; GMP synthase (glutamine-hydrolyzing) activity. Gene Ontology annotation, cellular component: cytosol.